Messenger RNA from Hemicordylus capensis (graceful crag lizard), 1927 nucleotides. RefSeq names its product glutamate rich WD repeat containing 1 (gene GRWD1). The transcript has 7 exons. The record is from RefSeq and is a predicted model, not a curated record. Gene Ontology annotation, molecular function: protein binding. NCBI's taxonomy places the organism in Eukaryota, Metazoa, Chordata, Lepidosauria, Squamata, Cordylidae. Bases 36 to 1424 code for a protein of 462 amino acids.
GGUGUGGGUAAGGGGAGCUGCUGCCCACUUUCAAAAUGGAGGAUACCAGCACAUGGGAUGAGGAGAGUAGCAGCUCCAGCAGCAGCGAUGGGGAAGAAGAAGACAUGGAUAUGGAAGAGAAAGAGAAAGAGCAAGGGGAAGAGAAAGCACAAAAGAAGGCUAAGGGAGGAGGCGUUUAUGUGCCAGGCCAGGGUCCACCUCCAGCGGCUGGAGAAGAGCUGGUGAUGGAUGAAGGUGCCUAUCGACUCUACCACCGUGCAGGCACCGGUUCUCCUUGCUUAAGCUUUGACAUCAUACAAGAUACCUUCGGUGACAAUCGAACCAGCUACCCACUAAGCCUUCUCCUUUGUGCUGGAACCCAGGCUGAAACUGCCCAGGCCAACAGACUGAUGGUGAUGAAAAUGCACAACCUCCAUGGGACCAAUCAAGCCAGCAAAGAUGUUUUGGGAGCAGAGAGCAGCAGCGACAGUGAAGAUGAUGAUGAUGAUGAUGAAGGGAAGAAACCACAGCUGGAACUGGCCAUGGUGCCCCAUUAUGGGGGUAUUAACAGAGUUCGGGUGACGGAGCUGGGUGGGUCCCAGAUGGCGGCUGUUUGGUCCGAGAAGGGGCAAGUGGACAUAUAUGACCUGCAGCGCCCGCUAGUAGCUGUGUCUGACUCUCAAGCCAUGGCUGCCUUCCUGAGAGAAGAGCAGGCCAAGAUAAAACCCAUCUUUUCAUUCACUGGGCAUAUGACGGAGGGGUUUGCUAUGGACUGGUCCCCCAAGAAACCAGGCACUCUUCUGACUGGUGACUGCAACAAAAACAUCCAUUUGUGGACACCCAAGGAGGAUGGCUCAUGGUUUGUGGACCAGCGGCCUUUCACAGCCCACACUGCAUCAGUGGAAGACUUGCAGUGGUCCCCUAAUGAAGCUACGGUUUUCGCUUCUUGCUCAGCAGAUGCCUCUGUCCGAAUCUGGGAUAUCCGAGCAACACCAGGGCGAGCCUGCAUGCUGACUGCCAGCAAAGCGCAUGAUGCAGAUGUCAAUGUAAUCAGCUGGAACCAAAACGAGCCCUUCAUUGUCAGUGGGGGUGACGAUGGCACCCUAAGGAUCUGGGACCUGAGACAGUUCCAGAAAGGUUCUCCUGUUGCCACCUUCAAGCAACACACAGCUCCCAUCACAUCUGUCGAGUGGCACCCUACAGACAGUGGUGUAUUUGCAGCCUCUGGUGCUGAUGACCAGGUGACCCAGUGGGACUUGGCUGUGGAGCGAGAUGAGGAAGAGGAGGCCGAGGACCCAGCUUUGGCAUCCAUCCCACCCCAGCUGCUGUUUGUUCACCAGGGAGACAAUGAUAUUAAGGAACUGCAUUGGCAUCCACAGUGCCCUGGCACCCUGAUCACCACAGCCCUGUCCGGCUUCAACAUCUUUCGAACCAUCAGUGUCUGAGGGAGAGGCUUUAAACAUGGCUGCUUCAUGCCCAGUGUUUACAGAGCUGCUGCUGAGGUGGCUCCUAGAUUCCUGGGUUUCAAGAUUGCUGCCACCUCUCUAGGACCUUCUCAAAUGGCUUCUUUGGCAGCCUAAACAAGCUUAUUUCUUCUUUUUGGAACAGAAAGCAGCCGUAAAUUAAGUUUUGCAGGGUUUUUUUAGGCCAUCAUCUUUUCUAUCACCUAACUGCUACAGCAGAGCCUAUAUCCACAAUGACUUCUUAAGGUUUGUUCUUCCCAUUAGAUGCCACUAUUUGGCUCUAGUUGGAGAAGUUCAAAACAGGAACAGCCCAGUCCAGUUUCCAUACCCACCGAGGUGGAUUUUUUAAAUUCCUGUCAAGUCUGUAUGACUAAUGAAACUUGUUUCUCUUUACACACAGGCUCUAGUCUGCCCAAACUACUUUCGUUAUUUUGAAAUGGAAAAGUCUGCACGAAAUGUAUGUCAUUAAAUUAUUUCUAAAGAAA